Molecule: messenger RNA, 2683 nt
Organism: Notothenia coriiceps (black rockcod)
Lineage: Eukaryota; Metazoa; Chordata; Actinopteri; Perciformes; Nototheniidae
Product: histone acetyltransferase p300-like
Exons: 3
Source: RefSeq, a predicted model, not a curated record
UUGUGCGGACAGACCGUCAGAAACAGGAGGAGAUAACCGAGAGGAAGGAGCGACUCUCCGGCUACCGACGGCCAGCCACACCGGGAAGGAAAGAAAGAGUGGAGAAAACCUGUCCGUGUUUCUAAGAGAGAGAAAGCACCACCGUGGAGGGAAACCGAGUCGGUGAUAUAUAUAUAUAUGUAUGCAUGAGAAGGAAAUACUCCAAAUCCAAGGAAGGGGGUGUUUUGCGGAGCGGAGACAGAGAGGAGAGGCGGAAGAGCGCAAUAUAUCUUAUUAUAAGGAGGAAAAAAAACUGCGAAAAAAGGGAAAACAUGAAAAUUCACUAUGUGUCCGUCGCGGAGGAAGGAAAGAGUCCGCAUAGACAAUUAUAUAAAUAAAUUGCUGCCGGGCAGAAGGGAGAGGUGGAAAGAAAGACGGGUUUAAAGAGAAGGGGGAAAAUUGCCAGGAUCAACACGAAGGGGGGGCAUUUCUCCAUCACAAAGAGUAAAUGAGAGGAUUUUUUGCUCAGUGCAAAAUAUUUUAAAGCUAGGUGUCAACACCGAUCUGAAUCUUUCCGCUUCCGAAAUAGCCAUAUUUUUUUUUUUUUUUGCGACCAAUCGUCAUUUUUUUAAUUCACAUUUUCGCCUGUCGCGCAAGCUGUGCUCCGGUUUAUUUUUUCUCUUCACUUGCAUCCUAUAAAGCAGUGAGUGACAGCACAUUUUUGGGGAAUAUUUAUCUUUUUAUUUUUUAUUUCAAGUGCUAAAAACCAAGGGAAACCCAGAGGAGGAAACCUCUUGUGGAGCACAAGAUAAGUAACCUCUGCAAAAAUAAAAAACUAAUUGGAUCAAUCUGACUGCCCGCUGAUUGCCAAUUAGACGCUGUGAUUGCCCACAAGAAGUCCAAGAACUACAUUCUGCAUCAGGAUCGAUUGCACGGUGCUUUUUCUGACAAGAUUUUCUAUUUUGCCAACCCUGCUGCUCUGCAAGAGGAAAAGGGGGUUGCAACAACCAAACGUGCAAUACGAGUUCCUGACCCAGUGCCUUGCGUGGUCAAACACUAAGUGCACAUUUUUUUUGUCAGCAUGCACAUGCAAAAGAAAAGGCAUGCAUGGACAUCUGCUAUAUAUUCUCCAAUCUGAGUAACUGCAAGUGUGGGACUUUCUUUCUGCAGAACUGUUAUAGUAUUUAUUCAGUUUCUGUUAAGCCAAUGCAAGAUUCUCAGUAUUGUACUGAGUACUUCUUUAAACUGUAUUAGAGAGCUACUUCUACUCUGCACAAUUAAGUGAGAUGUCUGGUCAGGUGAAAGAAAUAGUAAAUGCAACCGUGGAUCUCAUAACUGUUGCAUGAGGAAAACGGCCUGCAGAAGUUAACCCUCCUGGUUUGUGUUUUUUGGAUCUUGCUUAUCUUUUUUUUCCGUGCCCUGAUCGAGACUCCCCAUUUCAGAGCUGAAAUUACAGGCUUUCUCCGGCCGACUAUGGCGGAAAGGACUGAAAGCAGCACGGAGGACGGAUCUUGGGACAGUUUUUGUGUCGCAGAAGAGGCUACAUGAGGUUGUCAGAGGGGCCGCACACGCUUGCCUUUUUCGCCGACUCCACCUUCCCACCUCCUCCUGUUGAAAUCAGUGAAGAAACAGAAUCUCCGAAAGGGGAGGGGGACUGAUAGCUGCAGAGAGGAAUAAACCGAGAGGGUGAGGAAAGAGUUCAACAUUGCUCUCUUCUCCCCUACCGUCCCCCCAAGCGGUGGGGGAACGACCAUUUCUUAAAGGGAAAAGGAGACGCAAAUUAAAAGGAAAUACGUUUGCCCCUCCGUGGAUCUACAGCUUUUUUUUUUUUUAAUUCGACAAAAAUAUGGCCGAUAAUGUCCUGGAGUCCGGCCCGCCUUCAGCCAAGAGGCCCAAGCUGUCCUCUCCAGCCCUCUCCGUGUCUGCCAGUGAUGGAAACGAUUUCGGUUCACUUUUCGACCUGGAGCACGACCUCCCCGAUGAGCUCAUCAACUCGUCGGACUUGGGGCUGACUAACGGAGGGGAUGUCAGUCAACUCCACACCAGCCUUGGCAGUCUCGGAGGAGGACUGGGUUUGGGCGGCCAUGAUGCUGCUGCCAAACACAAACAGCUGUCGGAGCUGUUGCGUGCAGGAGCACCCGCACAGCAGGGGGGCCCCACAUCCAACAGCACAGGACCCGGGGCCUCCAUGGGGAUGAUGGGGGGUGUCUCCCCUGGUGGACCUCAAGGCAUGCCCCCCCAGGGACAGCAGCCUGGAUUAAUGCAGCAAGUUGGGAUGGGUGGAGGGGUGGCAGCUCUCAAUCGGGCAGCUGCCAUGAUGAAUGCCCAGAAGGGCAACACUGGACAGCAGCAAGGCCUGAUGGGGGGGCAGGUGAUGAACGGCUCGCCAAGAAUGGGUUACCCUGGCAAUGGGAGCAUGGGUAACAAUAGUAAUUUGUUGGCGGAAACCCUGCAGCAGGGCGGGCAGCAAAUGGGACCCGGGGGUCAGGCAGGGAUGAGACCGCAGCAACCCGGAGCAUUGAACAAGAUGAAUAUGAUGGCCAACGCGGGCCCCUAUGGCGGUCCGUACGGCCAGGCUGGCCAGGGGCUUCCUGGAGCAGGGCUGGGCCCUCAGCUCCAGAAUAAGGCGGGGAUGCCAAACAAUAUGGCCGCCCAGUUCAACAUGGACAAGAAGGCACCGCCGGGUCAAGGCAUGCCUGGGAUG